Molecule: messenger RNA, 1047 nt
Organism: Halteromyces radiatus
Lineage: Eukaryota; Fungi; Mucoromycota; Mucoromycetes; Mucorales; Cunninghamellaceae
Product: 60Kd inner membrane protein-domain-containing protein
Exons: 2
Coding region: 1-1047 (348 amino acids)
Biological process (GO): mitochondrial respiratory chain complex IV assembly; protein insertion into mitochondrial inner membrane from matrix
Cellular component (GO): mitochondrial inner membrane
Molecular function (GO): membrane insertase activity
Source: RefSeq, a predicted model, not a curated record
AUGCGUCAUUAUACAACCAGCGGAUCCGAGGAUGAUAAAACGACCACAACGACUCAAGAUCUUACGACGAUGAACCACACUGCUCCUCCUGCCGUACAAGAUACCACUGUACUGGAUACUUUAUCACAAACACCUACAGCCGAUGCCAUUGUAGGAGCAGCAGCUCAAAUUGGAGAUUUCAAGAGUAUGGGACUUUGUAACUUUACGCCAGUGGGUGGUUUGGAAGCUAUGUUGGAAGCUGUACAUGUAACGAUGGGAUUACCAUGGUGGGGAUCGAUUGCAGUAGCUACAUUGGUUGUUCGUACUGCUCUUUUACCUUUGAUUGUCAAGUUACAACGCAACAAUGCUCGUUUGAUGAAUAUCAACCCUGAAGUCACUAGAAUUAUGAAUAAUCUCAAGACUGCACAAGCUGAUGGGGAUGCUGUGGCUACAGGGAAAUACUCUCAUGAAAUCAGUGAUCUUUUCAAGAAGAAUCAAUGUCAUCCUAUGAAAUCUUUGGGAUUACCUUUGAUUCAAAUGCCUGUGAUGAUUUCUUUCUUUAUGGCUCUUCGUGCAAUGGCUGAACUUCCUGUACCUGGUAUGACUGAAGGUGGUUUAUCUUGGUUCUCCAACUUGGCACUUCCUGAUCCUUAUUAUAUCUUACCUGUAAUCAGUGCUACUGGUAUGUUGGCUGUUUUAGAAGCUGGUACUGAAGCUGGUUCUGCUACUCCUCAAUCAAAAGGAAUGAAGAAUUUUAUGCGUGGUAUUACUGUAUUGACUGUACCUUUCACUGCCUGGAUGCCUAGCGGUGUAUUUGUUUAUUGGAUCACAUCAAAUAUUUUCUCUAUUGGACAAAUCUUGGCUUUGAAGAAUCCUUCAAUUCGUAGUGCUUUGAAUAUCCCUCAACUCAUCAAACCUGCCAAGGAAUUACAAAAGGAUUCGAAAGGAUUUAUGGAAAAUUUCAGAGAUCAACAAAAGUUAUACGAAAAGAAGGAAAAAGAUCGUGUACUUCGAGAACGUCAAUUAGCUGCUGCUAGUGCUAGAAGAGCCGCUAAACGUCGAUUUUAG